Molecule: messenger RNA, 922 nt
Organism: Phragmites australis (common reed)
Lineage: Eukaryota; Viridiplantae; Streptophyta; Magnoliopsida; Poales; Poaceae
Product: large ribosomal subunit protein uL24c-like
Exons: 4
Coding region: 93-665 (190 amino acids)
Biological process (GO): translation
Cellular component (GO): ribosome; mitochondrion
Molecular function (GO): RNA binding; structural constituent of ribosome
Source: RefSeq, a predicted model, not a curated record
AGAAGAGCGUGCUAUCCUGUCCGGGAACUCGGGUAAGGCGUGCGCUAUCCUGUGCGGUUUGGGAGCGAGAGAGGAAGAGGACGAAGGCGAGGAUGGCUGGGGUGGCGGCGCUGCAGGGCGCCAUGGCGUCGCUCUCCGUCUCCGCGCCAGGCGCGGCGAGCACCAGCACCUUCUGGGGCAACCCGCUCUCGACCUACUCGGCGCCGCAGCCGGGGAUAAGAUUUAUGAUCAAGACAUGUCCAAUUGAAAUGAGACUUAAGAGAUGGGAACGAAAGAAGUGUAAACCGAACAGCCUUCCUGUGCUGCACAAGAUGCAUGUUAGGAUUGGGGAUACAGUACAAGUCAUCGCAGGCCGUGAGAAAGGUAAGGUUGGAGAAAUUGCACGCCUUUUCAAGCACAACAGCACUGUGAUAGUGAAGGACCUGAACUUGAAGUCGAAGCACAAGAAAGGCACAGAAGAUGAACCGGGCGAAAUUGUCAUGAUUGAAGGUCCCAUUCAUAGCUCAAAUGUGAUGCUCUACUCGAAGGAGAAGAAUGUGGCAAGCAGGGUUGGCAAUAAAUUCCUUGAGGAUGGGACCAAGGUCCGGUACCUGAUCAAGACCGGUGAAGUAAUCGACAGUGUUGAGAACUGGGUAAAGGUGUUCAAGGAAGGAAAUUCGGAGUAACCAUGUUAGUAUGAAAAGACUGCGCAUGCUCAGAACCCAGGCUGCUUCUUGCAUGCCGAAAUGAGUUUUAUGCUUAUUCCUCUGCUGCUGUUGCUUGUGUUUCUUAGCUUCGGAAUCUCGGAUUGCUUUCGUUGUAAAUUAUACAGCUAUCACCAUUUUUGCAAAGUGUCACACCCCGGAAACCGUAAUCCGUCAUUAAGUAUGUAUAUGUAUCAUAACGCUGUGCUUAGUGUAAUUACCCAUAUGUGUUUUCACCA